UUAACCCUCUAAGUGCCACGGGACGUGGAUUCUACACCCUGGGUACCAAAGGACCUAAGUGCCACGGGAUAUACAAUCUACGUCCUGCAGUACUUUCGGGUUUACACGCGCUGUGCUUGUUUUUAAAGCAUUGCAUCGCUUGUUAACCCCUCACAUCCCCCUAGGCAACGAGCAAAGACAGUCAGACUUACCGAUUGGGUCCCCCAGCCAAUGACACUGCUGUCCCUUUAAAUAGCGCCCCCCCUACGUCGCCUCCUCCAUUCCUGCUGCGCACGUGUGACUGCUGGGGCCCCCCUGCUGUGGUCUCGCUGCCUUCCUGCCGGAUUGGUCGCCCCUGAUCGCCUGCCUGCCUUGUGCCCCUCCCUCCCACAAGGAGCCAAUGGGAAUGUGGGAGGAAGCGAGUGACCCAGUGAUGGGGAAGAAGGAUAAAAAUGAGGAGCGGAAGGAGAGAAUCCUGAAUCUCACACUGGAGAUUAUCUAUCUGCUGACUGGAGAGGGCUACGUCAUCCCUAAGAAGAAGAGCCCAACUGUGGGUUUGGGGGCCCUGCAUGCCCCUGGCUCCGUCAUACAGAAGGAAAAUGACAAGAAGAUCCUGGAACUCAUCUCCAACAUCAUCCAGCUGCUGACUGGAGAGGUUGCCAUAAGGUGUGAGGAUGUUUCCAUCUAUUUUUCCUUGGAGGAGUGGGAGUAUAUAAAAGGAAACAAGGCCCUUUACAGGGAAGGGAUAAAGGAGGAGGAGGAGGAGCCCCAGCAGCUCCGCCCACUGGCAGCCUGUGAGUAUAAAGAUGGGAGCGAUGUUACAGCACAUACGGAAGCAACUUUAUGUUGUAAUAAUGAUGGGAAUCUCACAAACCCUGAUGUUUCUCCAGCGGAACAGCCCCCACCGGCCAAUGGGAUUAAAGAGGAAGAGGCUUCAUGUGAAGAGGAAACCCAAUCAGAUUGCAGCAUUAAUCCCCUUACAGAACAGAUACAGGGAACAAAUACUCCUAUCAUGGGGAGAAGCCAGAAUACCUUACAAAUGACGGGUAAUAAUCAUGAUGAAAAUUCCCACCAAUCUCCACAUAAAUCUCAUAUAACAAAAAAUAAAUUACGUAGAAAAUACAGCUGCAAUGAGUGUCAGAUACAUUUUAGUAAUAAAAGAGAUUUUCAUAAACACCAGAGAACCCACAAAAGAGAGAAACUUUUUCCUUGUUCUGAAUGUGGAAAAUGUUUCUCAAGAAAAUUUUAUCGUGAUUGUCAUCAAAGGACUCACACAGGGGAGAAACCAUUUUCAUGUUCUGAAUGUGGGAAAUGUUUUUCAGAGCAAUCCCGUCUUAAAAUUCAUUAUAGAACCCACACAGGGGAGAAACCAUUUUCUUGUGUAGAAUGUGGGAAAUGUUUUUUAAGAAAACCUCAUCUACAUAGUCAUCAAAUGACUCACAAAGGGGAGAAACCAUUUUCAUGUUCUGAAUGUGGGAAAUGUUUUUCAAAUCAAUCUACUCUGAAAAUUCAUAAUAGAACCCACACAGGGGAGAAACCAUUUUCUUGUUCUGAAUGUGGGAAAUGUUUUUCACGGCAAUCCCAACUUAAAAUUCAUUAUAAAACCCACACAGGGGAGAAACCAUUUUCUUGUUCCGAAUGUGGGAAAUGUUUUUCAAGAAAAUCUGAGCUUGAUCGUCAUCAAAGGACUCACACAGGGGAGAAACCAUUUUUAUGUUCUGAAUGUGGGAAAUGUUUUUCACAGCAAUCCCACCUUAAAAUUCAUUAUAAAACCCACACAGGGGAGAAACCAUUUUCUUGUUCUGAAUGUGGGAAAUGUUUUUUAAGAAAAUCUAAUCUAGAUCGUCAUCAAAGGACUCACACAGGGGAGAAGCCAUUUUCUUGUUCUGAAUGAGGAAAAUGAUUUGCAUGGAACAGUUGUCUAAAAAUACUUUCACAAUGAGGAAAACCGUAAACUCGUUAUACAAAGGGAGCAUCAGGCAAACAUUCUCUUUCAAGCAGAUUCCAUCUUAAUAUAUGUUUCAGUAUUUACAGAGAGGAACACAUUUGUGCCCCAUAAAAUAUUUCCUUAAGAGAAUCCUAAAGACUCCUGAUGGGCACUGGGCAAUUCUGAGACUGGGGGGGCACCAAAGCAGAAUGCACCAUAAGUACCUUCCCCCGGCACUGGCUCUGCAUUGGGAACUGAGGAGCCCUCUGGGAUAUAUCUCCCCCUCCCCCCAACAGAUAAUAUU
Messenger RNA from Xenopus tropicalis (tropical clawed frog), 2210 nucleotides. Its product is annotated as oocyte zinc finger protein XlCOF7.1-like. Gene Ontology annotation, cellular component: nucleus. The record is from RefSeq and is a predicted model, not a curated record. The transcript is spliced from 5 exons. NCBI's taxonomy places the organism in Eukaryota, Metazoa, Chordata, Amphibia, Anura, Pipidae. Bases 380 to 1873 code for a protein of 497 amino acids.